Molecule: messenger RNA, 1502 nt
Organism: Condylostylus longicornis
Lineage: Eukaryota; Metazoa; Arthropoda; Insecta; Diptera; Dolichopodidae
Product: caspase-3-like
Exons: 4
Coding region: 17-1306 (429 amino acids)
Biological process (GO): proteolysis; apoptotic process
Cellular component (GO): cytoplasm
Source: RefSeq, a predicted model, not a curated record
AAAAUAAUAACUAAGCAUGUCUAAUAAAAAUAAUUUAGGAAAUAAAGUUAAACUUGAAAAAUGGGAACUUUUAAACCAGGCUCAAAAGUCAACAUUGAAUACAUUAAAUAAUAUAAGUGAACCAACAUCUUCAAAAUUUCACUUUCCAGAAGGAAAAGCAAAUAUUUUCAACGAAAGAAUUACAGUUGAAAGAUAUCGUAACGAAACUACAAAAAAAACUGUUACAAAAUGUGAAGUGACUACAAAUAAAGAGUUUCAUAAAACAAUUAAAAAAAUUGACAAUGAUUUAAACAAUAAUUUCUUCAAUAUCGGUGGAGAAAGAUCUUGCUUAAAUAAAGAAGAGAUUCCGCCAUCAAGCUGGUGUCAUGAUGAUGCAAAAAAUCAAAAGCCGACUUCUUCUCAAUAUAAUUCAAAUGCUUUAUUAAAAAAUUCAGCCACAACUACAAAACACGUUACGAAGCCAAUUCUUAGCACUCCGAAGCAAACAAUUACAAAACUUUUGAAUUCGCCACCGUAUUUGACUGAAAACCUUAACCAAGAUUCCAUAAUCAAUAUAAGAAAAAACCGAAAAAUUCCAGUGCCAAUUCAACUUUCUGCGUCAACUUCAAUAGAAUUAGAAAAACUUAAAAAACCUGGAAUUUUGCAUAUUUUCCAUCAUGAUUAUUUUAAAGAUUUAUCAAAGAGAAUCGGAAGCAAAAAAGAUGUUGAAUUAUUAGAAAGCACAUUCAAAAAGUUUAAAGUAAUUACUGAAACACAUAAUAACCUUAGUGCAUUGGAGAUCCAAAACAUUAUGGCAAAUGGUAAAUACAGAUACAUAAUUGAAAGGAAAAAUUUUAGCAAUCAUUCAUGCGUAGUAUUUGCAAUUUUAUCUCACGGUGAACGAAAUGAUAAAGUAUACGCCUCUGAUGGAAAAGAAUACUCUAUUUAUGAUGAUGUGAUAUUUCGUGUUAUUAAGAAUAAAACUUUAUCAAACAAGCCUAAAAUAUUCCUUGUGCAGGCUUGUAAAGGAUCGACUGACCCUAGGUCUUAUCAUACAGAUGGAUCGGAAGAUAAAUUUAAUGGUAUGCCAAGAGAAAUUCUCAUAUUUUCCAGCACAUUUGAAGGAUUUGUUUCGUACAGAGAUGUUAAUGGAACUCCAUUCAUCAGAAAAUUCUGUUCAGAAUUUUCUCAGUUUGGUGAUAGAAAGAACAUUCAUGACAUUAUGAAUAAUACCAUAAAACUAAUUCAAGAUGAAACUAGGGGCUUACAAAUACCGACAAUAACCCACACAAUGACAGUACCUUAUAUUUUCGGAGAUCAUGUAUAAAAAUUGCAAAUGGUUAUUUAAAGUUAAAAAGCACACACUACGAAAACCAACUUUAAUUAGGAUUACUAAAGUAAUCUAGCAAUCCAGUUUUUGUUUUAUUAUUAUAACGACUCCGCAAUGAAAAAAGUCAAUUCGGAAUGAAAAACGAUAUUUAAUGAGAUAGAAGAUCACUAAAACUUAUUUCAUAAAUGUAACU